Messenger RNA from Vanessa tameamea, 956 nucleotides. RefSeq lists its product as uncharacterized. Lineage: Eukaryota; Metazoa; Arthropoda; Insecta; Lepidoptera; Nymphalidae. Bases 495 to 836 code for a protein of 113 amino acids. The record is from RefSeq and is a predicted model, not a curated record. The transcript is spliced from 6 exons.
UGAAAUUGAAAAUAUUAAAGAAGUAUGUUACAAAAAUGGUUACUUAUAAUAUUGACAAUUUCGAUUUGUACUCCAAAACCUAUUCGGCAAAAGAGCUUUCAUUCAUCAUGCUUGGAGGCUUCGUUUUGUUCCCACGAUCGCAAAAGAAGAUGUGGACUCGAACCUAAAACAAAAGAAGUAAGGUGGUUUAUCGACCAGUGUGACAUACUUGAAUUUAAUUGUGAAUACGGCACUAAAUUCAAAAUGGCUCCUACAGUAAAAUGUCAACAAGUACCGCCAUUAUAGUCCACAAACAACAAUCCAUCACAAAAUAUUCACAUUAACAGUCACUAAACAUUAUACGUCGAAACUCAUAGAAUACCUAGAUUACGGGAAGUUUAAGUUAUUUCUUAGACAAUAGUAUGUUUUAAUAAACAAGGUGCUAAUAACACCAUGCAACUAGCUUCAUUUACAGUGCCUCGCUCCACAAGGCAAGCUAUCCUAUCGAAACCAGAAUGUCAAAUAAAUUAACAGGGAUUUUGGUGGUUUUCGUUUUAAUCACCUUGGUGUCUUCACACGGACCUCCAUUGGAGCGCGACAAUGAAGACAUAGCAAUGGGGAGGAAGGUAAAAAAAAUGGGUGCCAAGUGGUGCAGCAUGGCGAAGGUUUGCAAUCAUGAUCGCGUACCGAUCUGUGGCAUCAGUCACGCUGGCGAUGUGAUGGGCUUUCGAGACCUCUGCGACAUGUUUGACUAUAACUGCAUAAGAAGAAGGAAUUACAAGCAAACUGCCUGCCCAGAAGACAAGUCGAUAUUAACCGUGUCGCGACGCCCAACCAACAGUUUUUAUGAUGAUUAAUUUUAUUUGUAUAUACCAAACAUUAUAAAGUUAAUGAAAUAUAUUUUAUGUAAUGUUAAAAAGUAUAAAUUGUCUUCGCGUAAAUGAAGCUUAAAUAAAUAAAAUAACCUAUUCAAAUCU